Molecule: messenger RNA, 1806 nt
Organism: Lactuca virosa
Lineage: Eukaryota; Viridiplantae; Streptophyta; Magnoliopsida; Asterales; Asteraceae
Source: the annotation of a GenBank genome assembly
AUGGAGUGCAAUAGAGAUGAAGCUUUAAGGGCAAAAGGAAUAGCAGAGAGGAAAUUUUUAACAAAGGACAUUCCAGGGGCAAAAAAGUUUGCUUUAAAGGCCCAAACUUUGUUUCCUGAACUUGAGGGUAUUACUCAAAUGAUAGCAACUCUAGAUAUUUAUCUUGCUGCAGAAAAUAAAAUAAACGGUGAAUCUGAUUUUUAUGGGAUUCUUGGUGUAAGCCCAGUAGCUGAUGAUAAAACCGUGAGAGGGCAUUACCGUAAUUUAGCUUUGUCUCUUCAUCCGGACAAGAACAAAUCCAUAGGGGCAGAUGGGGCAUUUAAGUAUAUCUCAGAAGCAUGGAGUCUGUUGUCUGAUAAAGCAAGAAGAAAAGCUUAUGACCAAAAGAGAAACACAAACACUAACCAAAAUGGUUUCUACAAUUUCACAAAGAGUACAACUACAACUACAAAUAAAACUCCAAAUGCAACCACUUCACAAACAAAUUUAAAGACAUUUUGGACUGUAUGUCAUGCAUGCAAGAUGCAAUACGAGUAUUUAAGAAUGUAUCUUCAUCAAAAUCUCCUAUGCCCAAAUUGCCAUGAACCCUUUUUAGCAAUUGAGACUCCUGCCCCAAAUACAAAAGUUUCUACAAAAGGUUUUAAAAGCUCCAAAAUAUCAACCAAGAAUCAAGCAAGGCAUAAGAAAGGGGAAAAUGUUAGUGAUUACACAACCCACCAGUGGGGCCCGUUUUCCAAAACAACAACAACAACAACCACUCCCGCUUCUUCAGUUCAAGCUGCAACCUUGGUUCAACGUGCUUAUGAAAGGGUAAAAAGGGAAAGAGAAGAAGCUCAGGCUGCCAUUAAACGAGAGGAAGCUUUAAAAAGAAAAAAGAAAAGAUCAGGUAAUCUUUCAUCAUCUGGGCAUCAUACAGUGGUUGAUUUGAAGAAAGGUGUUUUGAGUAAUGAUGUCAAUUCUCUACUUGUUCAUAAGGCAAGAACCGAAAUCAAGAAAAGAUUGAGUCAAUGGAAGUCAGAAACUUUGGUCAACUAUAAGGUUGACCGGAAACAAGAAGAAGAACAAAAACAAGACUCGCUGUCAAGAAAGAACACAAUGACAAUGACACCACUCCUGAUUGAUGUCCAGGAUCCGGAUUUUCACAACUUUGAUCGGGAAAGAAGCGAAGGGCGUUUUCGGGAAGGUGAAAUAUGGGCAGUGUAUGAUGAUGAUGAUGGGAUGCCAAGAAAUUACGCUUUUAUCCACAAGAAAGCAUUUGGGGAGUUUAGAAUAGGCAAACACCAGAGUCUCUGUUUUCCUAAUUAUUUUUCACAUAAAGUUAAUUUUAAGAAAAUGGAAAAUGGGAGUUUUGAAGUUUAUCCAAGGAAAGGAGAGGUUUGGGCUUUAUACAGAGAAUGGAAUCAGGAAACCCGGAAUGAAUUCAAACAUAAGUAUGAAAUUGUUCAAGUUGAUGAGUGUGAUGAAGAAGAAGAAGGGUUUAAGGUUACCCAACUUGUGAAAGUUGCAGGCUUUAAAACUGUGUUUCAUAGGCAGAUAAAUGUCAAGGACAGAAGGGUAAUUCCGGAAAGUGAAAUAACGCGGUUUUCGCAUCAAAUCCCAUCUUACUUUCUAACUGGUCAAGAAUCUUUGAAUGCUCCAAAGGGUUGUUGUGAGCUGGAUCCUGCAGCUGUUCCUGAUGAGUUUCUUCAAGUUAUAGCAGUACAACAAGAAGAAGAGGAAGAAAACAUCCAUGAUCAUGAUGAUGAGUCAGCAGUUUUAGCGGAUGUUAAGGAAGUGGUGAACUUGGAUGAUGAGGUAGUGGUCUAA